GUUGCUUAUUACCAGACUAUUCUCAACACAGCAUUCUCUGCUAACCCACCACAAAAGAUGAGCGACAAACUUCCGCCUCUGGCAUCCGGGGCGGUGCUGAAGCCUUCAGAUCCCGUUCCGACCGGUGCCGUUCCGGUGGGCGGCAUCGACUUCAACCAGCCGGAGAACAAAAACAUCCGCGUGUCGUCGCUCGUGCAGAGCAUGAAGACGAUGGGGUUCCAAGCGACGUCGGUCGGAGUUGCGUGUGAUAUCAUCAACGAGAUGCGGAGCUGGAGAGGACACACGAAGCAGGAGCAGGCGGAGCGGGAGGAGAACGGGCUGCCGGCCGAGGAUGGGACGGGGGAGGAGAAAUGUACGAUAUUUUUGGGAUACACGAGUAAUUUGAUUUCGUCGGGGCUGCGGAGUACGCUCAAGUACCUCGUGCAGCACAAGCAUGUGUCUGCGAUCGUCACGACCGCGGGUGGAAUUGAGGAGGAUCUGAUCAAGUGUUUGGCCAAGACGUACAUUGGAGAUUUCAGUCUUCCUGGCGCGGGACUGCGUGAGCAGGGCAUGAAUCGGAUCGGAAACUUGCUGGUUCCGAACGAUAACUACUGUUUGUUUGAGGAAUGGAUCGUUCCGAUUUUAGACAAAAUGCUCGAGGAGCAAGAGGCUGAUCCCGAACUACUGUGGUCACCUUCUAAAGUCAUCGCGCGGUUAGGCAAAGAGAUCAACGACGAGGACUCGGUCCUGUACUGGGCCUACAAGAACGAGAUCCCAAUCUUCUGCCCCGCGCUCACAGACGGAAGCAUCGGCGACAUGCUUUUCUUCCACACAUUCCGCGCCUCGCCCCUGCAGCUGAAAAUCGACAUCGUGUCCGACAUCCGCAGGAUCAACAGCAUGUCGAUGGCGGCCGCCAAAGCGGGCAUGAUCAUCCUCGGCGGCGGGCUGGUCAAGCACCAUAUCGCGAACGCGUGCCUGAUGCGCAACGGCGCGGAUUUCGCAGUGUAUAUCAAUACCGGGCAGGAGUUUGACGGAAGCGACGCCGGUGCGAGACCGGACGAGGCGGUGUCGUGGGGAAAGAUCAAGGCGGAGGCGAAGAGCGUUAAGGUGUAUGCGGACGCUACUAUCGUCUUUCCGUUGGUUGUGGCGGCUACUUUUGCUCUUGAUGAGGAGUCGGCUUAGUGUACAAUACUAGCAUCUUAAAGUUGUAUUUAAUUGAAAAAGCCAGGCACAUAUGAAUAAAUUAAAA
This is a messenger RNA of Myxozyma melibiosi, 1228 nucleotides long. RefSeq names its product Deoxyhypusine synthase. Bases 58 to 1161 code for a protein of 367 amino acids. The transcript has a single exon. NCBI's taxonomy places the organism in Eukaryota, Fungi, Ascomycota, Lipomycetes, Lipomycetales, Lipomycetaceae. Gene Ontology annotation, molecular function: deoxyhypusine synthase activity. Gene Ontology annotation, cellular component: cytoplasm. The record is from RefSeq and is a predicted model, not a curated record. Gene Ontology annotation, biological process: peptidyl-hypusine biosynthetic process.